GUUUGGAGAUCUUUGAGGAUCUGCAGUGAUUGGAGAGGGCAGUCUACGCCGCAGUCCUUCUUUCCUUGUGUGUGCCAUCACUUCGAGCAGCUAUAAAGUCCAUUUGCUUCCUGAAAGGCUGCUGUGUUUUUGUGAUGGCAAGAGAAGUAUUUCUCCAGCAGCUGAUCUCAAAUCCUGACAGACUAAACUGUUUAGUGGAAGAAGCAAAAGAGUUGGCUUUUCAACAUGGGCUUCUUAUGCGCACACUCGAGACCCCCAAUUCAUCUGAGGUCGUCACCUACGCCCCAUUUACACUCUUCCCCACUCCUGUGCCCAGAGCCGCCCUCCUCCAGGCUCUGGAUGUGCAGACUCACCUCAACACAUUGGUGGACAAGAUCAGCCAGGACCCAGACUUUCUAGAAGAGGCUCUUGCAGGAACUAUCCAGGCAGAUGAUUUUACAGCUAAGUUGUUUGGCAUAUACAGACAAGUGCAGCAGGAAGGUCGGAAACAGUCCAUAGUGGUGGGUUUAAACCGGUGUGACUACAUGGUGGAUCAGGGGGAGGAUGGGACUCCUUCCCUGAAGCAGAUAGAGAUCAACACUAUUGCUGCUGGUGCUUUUGGCGUGUCUGACUGUCUCCCUGUGGUGCACAGGCACGUACUGAGGUCAGUUGGUCUUUUGGAAGAGAGCCAGUGUGUUCAGGAUACCAACAGGACUUCUGGAAUGAUGGCUGCUCUCGCCAAGGCCUGGGAGCUCUACGGCCAACAGAAGGCAGUAAUCCUGUUUCUGGUUGAGGAUGUCCAGACUUCCAAACUCAAUCAUCGUUCCAUUGAAAAGGAGCUUUGGAACAGGAAUAUUCCUGUUAUCCGCAGAAAGUUUGAGGAGGUGUCCAGAAGAGGAUUUCUAGAUGCCAACCAAAACCUGUUUGUAGAUGGGCUGGAGGUAGCUGUAGUGUACUACCGCUAUGGCUACAUGCCAGGUAACUACACUGAACAGACUUGGGAUGCUCGUCUUCUGAUGGAGCGCUCUCUGGCUGUGAAAUGUCCAGAUAUCAGCACUCACCUGGCUGGAACCAAGAAGGUCCAGCAGGUGCUCGCCAGACCUGGUGUUCUGGAGAAGUUCUUCCCAGACCAGCCCCAAGUAGUGGAGCAGAUCAGAGCAACGUUCGCUGGCCUCUAUACUCUAGACAUGGGUGCAGAGGGUGACCAGACAGUGGCCAUGGCUUUGGCCAAUCCAGAUAAGUUUGUCCUGAAGCCUCAGAGAGAAGGAGGAGGGAACAAUUAUUUUGGAGAGGACAUGGUCAGAGUACUACAGGAGGUUAAAGGCGAUAAAAGGAGAGCUGCUUAUAUUCUGAUGGACAGAAUCCGACCCAGAACAGAACAAAACAUCCUGCUGAGGAGAGGACUUCCUCUCAAACUCUCCACUGUUUGUAGUGAAAUAGGAGUUUAUGGAGCCUAUGUGAGGCACGGAGGAAAAAUGGUCCUCAAUGAGGCUGCUGGACACAUGUUGAGGACAAAGAGCACCGAGCACAAUGAUGCAGGGACUUUCCGUGGAGUUACCACAUAUGACAGUCCGUUUGUCAUCUGAACUCUCCUCCUGGUAUCUAUGGAGGCCCCUGAUCUAUUGCAAGGAAGUUAAUAUUAUUUUUUUGCUGCAGUUUGCAGUUCCACAGGCUGAACACUAGGUGGCAGUAAAACCAAAGGCAUGUUUCUCAAAUACAGUUACAGUUUUUUUUUACAGUUGUUUACAAACUAAAAUGAAAAUUUUCACACAAUUAACAGCUCUUUACACUCAAGAAGCAAAACACCUGUCCAUAGAUGCACAACAGUAAGCACAGACUCACAGCUUCACACUUUUUGCAAAACAUUACACACAGUGAUUUGCAAAACUCUACACGCAUUGUCACACCUUAGACACAGAUAAGGAUUGUGAGGUUACUUCCUUCUCAUUACAAAGCCCCUGCUUGCCAACGACCACACUAAUGAACGAAUUGGAUAAUCACAUCCACCUGGUGUGGAAGCACACAGGUGCUUAGUGUAAACCAAGUGGACCACAUGCAGUACAUUG
Molecule: messenger RNA, 2045 nt
Organism: Epinephelus fuscoguttatus (brown-marbled grouper)
Lineage: Eukaryota; Metazoa; Chordata; Actinopteri; Perciformes; Serranidae
Product: glutathione synthetase-like
Exons: 13
Coding region: 135-1565 (476 amino acids)
Biological process (GO): glutathione biosynthetic process
Cellular component (GO): cytosol
Molecular function (GO): ATP binding; glutathione binding; glutathione synthase activity
Source: RefSeq, a predicted model, not a curated record